This is a messenger RNA of Notolabrus celidotus (New Zealand spotty), 6523 nucleotides long. It is a transcript of the gene evpla, whose product is annotated as envoplakin a. The record is from RefSeq and is a predicted model, not a curated record. Gene Ontology annotation, molecular function: structural molecule activity; cadherin binding. NCBI's taxonomy places the organism in Eukaryota, Metazoa, Chordata, Actinopteri, Labriformes, Labridae. Gene Ontology annotation, cellular component: intermediate filament; cytoskeleton; membrane. Gene Ontology annotation, biological process: wound healing; intermediate filament cytoskeleton organization.
AUGUAUGCGUAUUUUUGAGUGUUUGAGAGGAACCAAAGGGAGAGGAGAGACAGAGCAGGAGUCAUAGGGUGAAGAAGACAGACGAAGAAGGACUAAAAGAGAGAGAGAAAGAGAUUUUUUUUUUUGGAACUCUGCGUGACCCCCCAACGGCCUCCAGGAUGUUUAAGAGAAAGGAUAAGGACAGCACGCUCAAGGUCUCGGGCAAGAUGAACAAAACCCAGGCCAGCAACCUGCAGCUAUUGGUUGCACAGAUGCAAAAGAAUGCGGACCAGGUGGAGAAAGAUAUCCUCCGGUCUGAGGAGCUGCUGGCUGUGGAUGCUGAAAAUGACAAGAAAGAGCAGCCUUUCGAGCAUCAGGCUGAGAUUUCAGACCGCCUGGGUGAGGCUGAGAGUCUGCUCAAAGACCUCUUCCUGGACAUCGACAAGGCCAAGAAACUCAAACACCCACAGGCCAGAGAGAUCGAGAGCGAUGUCAUUGAGCUCCAUAACCGUUGGCUGAAGGACUGCGCCUUUUACCGAGAUGUCUACGAGCAGAUUGAUGACGUGUCCCUGAUGCCCAGAAUCGAGUGGGGGGCUGUUUUCAACGAGAAGCAAAAAGAUGUUAACGCUGAGGAGUAUGGCCCCUCCUUGGCGGAACUGGAGAAGCAGAUCGCUGCGCACAACAUCCUGCACAAAGAGGUGGAGGCAUACAACACACAGCUCUGUGUCAGCUCAGCAGGCAGCAAGGAGAAAUACACAGCUCUGAGGAAACAGUACAACAAUCUACUGGAUAACUCAAAGUGGCGAAAGCACUACCUGACAAGCCUGUAUGAUUACAUGCAUGGCAACAAGGAGCUGGCCUUCCUGGGAGAAGAACAAGACAAAAUCAAAAAUCAGGACUGGAGCGACCGCAUGGUGGACCCGCCUGAUGUCCGCAGGCAGUACGAGAACUUUAAGAACAACAACCUGCUGUCUCAUGAGAGUGAGGUGAACAAACUCCAGGAUGAAGGAGACAGACUUGUUGACAUGAAACAUCCUGCCAGUGCCACAAUACAGGCUCAGAGAGAUGCUCUACGAAACGAGUGGCAGAAAUUCCUCAAUCUCUGCAUUUGUCAAGAGACACACCUGGAUGUGGAGGAGUUUAAAAGGUACCAAUUGGAGACGGAGCAGCUGUCAGAGACGUUGACCAAACUCAACAGCAGCCUGGACCCAAAGACUGUCAGCAAGAAGAGCAACUCAGAGACACUGCUGCAGCUCGAGGCAGAGGAGAAGGCUGUGCAGAACAGCGCACAGCAGCUGGCCAACCUGAGGAAGAGCAGCACCACCAUCGCUCCUCUGAAGCUACGACGCAGCCCCCCAAACAGACCCAUCACACUGGAGUCCCUUUGUGACUGGGAGACAGAUAAGGCUUCCUUGGCGAGAGGGGAGAAGGUCACCCUGAAGUCUAAUCCAGACCCAGAGAACUGGGUUGUUACUGCCAAUGACGGGAUAGCAAAAACCUUCCCUGGAGUUUGCUUUCAGAUUCCUCCACCUGAUUCAGAGGCCAUCGACAAAGUGGACCUGCUAGGAGGGAACUGGAAGACAUCAAAAGAGAGAGCGGCUCUGGCUUCUUCCCUGAAGAAUAACAAAUCAGCAGUCUCCAGGCCCUUACAAUCAGGUCCACCGUCCUCUACCCCGCCGGACCCAAAAGCCUUAGCUCUGGCUCAGCAGCUGGAACAGCUGGACGGCGACCUGAACAACGCUGAGGAAAGCUUGCUGAGCCGCCUGCGUACACCACUGAAUCGCAAGGACCCAGCCGGAGAUCUGGCCAAGAGGCUGAAGGAGCAGGAGCAAGCCCUCCAGGCUCUGAAGGCCCUGGAGCAACAGAAGCAGGCAGCUCAGGCUGACCUGCAGCCCCUGUUGUCCGAGGACCCCAGCGGUACUUCCUCUGCACUGCCGCUCAAACUGAGCGCUGCCAACAACAAGCAUGACGGCAUCGCAGCCCUUGCUGACCUCUACUCCAAGAAAGCAAAUGCAUCUCUCAACUUGGAGAAUCAGAAAGAGGUAGACGGACUUGUCUCUGGAUUUGAGGACAAGAUGACUAAAGAUGGUCCAAUAACUGAUGUACCAAAUUCAGUCCAAGCCCGAGUUGAAGACAUCCAGUACCAGAGAAAGGCAGUGGCAGCAGCUCAGGACGACAUGAAGAAGCUGAGUCAGGAUCUAGAGACCACAGAGCAGCUGUCCAGCUCUCUGCAGCAAGGCUACCAGGAGUUCUGCCCAGACAUCCAGCGCCAGAGAACAGAGGUCAAGCAGCUGCAAAACCGCUACGCUAAUGUGACUAACCAGCUGAAGGAAAGAGAGAGCAUACUACAAGAAGCUGCAUCCAAAAACCAGGAGUCGAGCAAGAGCAGAUCCCUGAACUCUUUCCUGGACAACCUGCCGAAAAACCAGAUGGACCCUAAUGAUGAUCUGUCUAAGAUCUCUUCCACGCAGAGCUCCCUGGAGAGGGUGGCUGAUGACCUGAAGAGGAAGGGAGAUGACAUGGACAGAGUGACUGACCUGUCUCGAGAUCUGCAAAAUCUGCUGAGUGACUACGAAACCAAUGUUGACAAAUAUAACAGUGUACUGGAGGACUGAGCCACAAUUGCAGAGAAGCCUCGCUUGCCUACACUGGCUGAAGCUGUUCAGAAAGAGGAAAGGGAUCUGGUAAACCGUUACGCUGAAGCAACAGCUGAGAAUUCCCAACAGCAAAAGCAGAGCUUAGCUAAGAAUCUACUUUUACAAAAUGAGGAGAAAAUCACCAUGGUGGCACAGCAGCAAGUGCAGCUGGAAAACCAGCAGAGAAGUGCAGUUGAGAUAGAUUCUCUAAUGAAAGAGAUUGAUGAAGAGAAGGAGAGGACACUCCGUACCCAGAUUGACAUGAGAACCUUUAAAGAGAGGUUGAUAUCAUUGAGAAGUCGCAGAGGAGUUGAGCGUAUCGAAGAGAAAGAAGUGGUGGAGUACUACCGCGACCCAAAAUUGGAAAGUGAUUUGGCUGAUCUGCAGAACCUGCAGGAAGAGUCCCUGAGGCGUAACACCCAAACUGAGUAGGAGGUGUUCAACAAAAAAAUCAGCAUUCUAGAGGAAACCCUCAAAAACACACCAGCCAAUGUUACCAGAGAAGUGACAGAGUUUGAGAAGGAUCCACAGCUGGAUAUAGAGGCUGCUAAGAUUAGAGAUGAAAUGGCAAGGAUGAGAGAUGAAAUUAGAGUGAGGGAUGGAGACCAAGAAAUAAAGACAGAAAUCACAAUUCUCCAGCAGAAGAAGCCCCUGAUCAAAGAGAGGGUGGUGAAGUAGGAGAUAGUGAAAGUGGAACAAGACCCUCAGAUGUUGAAAGCAGUGCGAACAUUUGAGACUGACAUUUCUGAUGAGAACAACAAGGUUAGGCUCAUCAACGAUCAAAUCUUCCAGACAAGGAGCGAGAUCAAUAUACUUGAUAGGCUCAUUCCUAACAUCCAGCCCAAAAUCAUCACAAAAGAAGUGAAAAAGAUUGAACAAGACCCAGAGCUCAUUACUGAAUAGAGGAUUCGAACAGGCAUAGAGGAGGAGAUAGCUGAAAACAACUCUUUGUCGAAAGAGCUAAUGGAACUCCAAAACCGCUACAGGGAAGUUCAAAGCAGGAGACAAAAAGUUGAGGUGAAGGAAAUUGUAAAUGAGCUCUACCGGAUAGACCCCCAACACAGAGGUGGGAUAAUGCGACUCAAGAGAAUACAGGAAUUAGGCAAGCAGCGCUCUGAUAUAGAGAGAGAUGUCAUCCAGGUCACAUCUGAAGUGAAUAUCCUCAAAGCUGAGAAACCCAGUGAGAUGAAAGAAGUCCUCCAGGAUGUGGUGAAGGAGGAAAGAAGCCCUGAAAAUGAACGAGAGAUUCAUAGACUUAACAGUCAAGUUAACCAUUUAUACACCACCUACAGCACCCUUCAGGACCAAGUGCUCAACCUUCGGAGAGAAAGAGAUAAUCUGAAGGCUGAAAGGUCCAAGGUAGAGACCAAACUGAUCAACAGAGAAGUCAUUAAGUAUGAACCUGAUCCUCUGGUGGAGAAAGAAGCUGACCGUCUGAGAAAGAUGUUCGUGAGGAGGCAGGCUGAGGCGCAGCACUGAGAGAUGGUGUUUGAUCUGCAAAACAAGUACAUCCUGUUGGAGAGGCAGAAGCCUGAGGAGAAAAGUGUUGUGCAGGAGGUUUUGCGUCUACAUGGACCACGGCAGAGGGUUGAGCAUGACAGGCUCAGCAAGAGCCUGGAUGAAGAAGAGACCCGGCGUCAAACAGAGCUGGAGUUACAGCAGCUGAAAACUACGCUUGAAGAUAGUGAGGUCCUCAGAGAGAGCAAUGAACAUCAAAAGAGGAUUCAAGUCGAGUCUGAACUCAAGAGAGAUUCGAAUUCGCAUCAACAGUUGGAAAAUGCCCCACCUCCUGUUGAGGAAAGUAUCAUUGUUAGGAGGUAACUAAAGGUUGAAAGAGACCCGAGACUGGACAGACUUACGAACGGACUGCGGUCAGACAUGGAAAGAACCAGUGAUAUCCUGCGUCUCCAGAGAGAGAUCCGUAGCAUCACUCUAAGGCUUGAGAUCCUGCAGAUGGAGAAGUCUGGAGAGAAGACAGUGUACAAAGAAGUGGUCCGUGUUGAAAAAGACCAGGCUGUCGAAGCAGAGAGGGAUCGCCUGAGGGAACAGGUGUCUCAGAGUAGAUUUGGCCAGACAGGACCUAGAAUGAGAUCAGGCGACUCAAUGAAAAGAUCAACUUUCAAUGAGCAGCAAGUCCACUCCUCAAGAGAGGGUACGUCCCUCACUCUGAACAGAGAUGCCUUACUGAGGGAGAAGGACAACCUUACUCGGGAGCUCAGAACACUCGAGGCCAAAAGACAAGACACCAGCAUAUCCUUCCAGCAGCAGAGCAAGCUAAUGAGUGAGAGAACACAGACCAACCGGCAGAAUAGCCAGUUGGGGUCUGACGUCCAGUGUCUGGAGAGGGAGAUCCUGGAUGAAAAAGACAUUAUCCAUAUUCGAGACAGCACCAUCCGGGACCUUCUGAUGAGCCUUCAGAAAGAGGAGUUUGCAGAGACCAGAACAAAAGAGACCAAUGUCUCCACUAUCACCAUCUUGGACCCAGACACAGGCAAAGACAUCCCCUAUGAUGCCUACCUACAGGGUAUGAUGAUCGCGUCCCAGUACAUUCAUCUGCAGGAGCUGGAGUGUGACUGGGAGGAGAUCACCUCCAUGGGACCUGAAGGGGAUAUAUCUGUACUGCAGGACCAGAGUGGGAAACAGUACUCCAUCAAAGAAGCCCUGAAGUCAGGCAGGCUGACAGAGGAUCAACUACAGCAGUACAAACAGGGCAGGCUUCCCAUCUCAGAGUUUGCCUUGCUGGUUGCCGGCGACACCAAGAAGCAACCUAAGUUCACCUCAAUCUCUUCAAAGACCAUCACAACGGUGAAAUCUUCAGCCACAGACUUCUCCACCGCUAAAGAAGGUUCCCCAAUAGCUGGAGUAAUUGAUAUAAACACUGACACAUGCUACCCAAUACGCAAUGCAACCCUGCGCAAACUGAGACCUACAACCGCCCAAAGACUUCUGGAGGCUCAGGCAUCAACCGGCGGCAUCAUUGACAUCAGCAACAAUGAGAAAUGUACAGUUCAAAAGGCAGCUUCCAGAGGCCUCAUUGAAGACAGCCAACUUCAGAGGCUACAUGCUCAAAAGGCCUUCACUGGUGUUGAAGAUCCCAUGAAGGAGUGUUUAUCUGUGGGAGAAGCUGUCCAGAAAGGCUGGAUGCCAAAAGACAAAGCCAUUCCCUACAUGGAGGCACAGCACCUGACCGGAGGCCUGGUCAAUCCCAGCACAGGUCGUCGAGUAAGCAUCAUGGAUGCCUUUGCGAGCAAGAUGAUCGACAGCACACUAAUGAGGGAGCUGCAGGCCGAAUCAACUUAUAUCAAGGAUAUUGUAGACCCAAUCACAAAGGAGAAGAUCAACUAACAAGCUCUGGAAAGCUGUAAGAGAGAUCCCACCUCAGGCUUACCUAUGCUGCCCGCCUCCUCCAAAGAGUCUGGUUACAACUCAGGCACCAACUCAAACAGAUUUGUAAGAUUCUAGAUGUAUGUUUACAAUAUACUUUGAGUUGUGUUGUCUUUAGAGUGCUGUGGUAAAAAAAUCCACUUUUAGAUAAUGGGAAAUACAUUAAAAAAAACAUGACUUGCUAUGUAAAAUAGUAAGUAAUGUAUUUGACUCAGGAAACGUCUUCUACUGCAAAGCUGUCUGUCUGCCAAAAAUGAUUGCUGCUGAGCUGCUUUGUUUACCAAACCUGUGUGAUGUGGGCGGAUGUGUUUUGAAUUAAUUUAAAGAACAAGAAUAUGAAUGCAUUUUAUCUGCAAUGUUAUGUUAUUUGGGAUACUGGGACAUGGUGCAAUGCUAUUUACAAAGAUUGAUUUGAAUCUUGUAUUACACUUGGGCUAUCCUUGACAUUGUUCACUUUAACUCAAUCUUGUUUGAUACUUCAUGAAGAAAAAAGUAUAUAUAUCAUAAAUUUAAAUUAUAAUGGA